GUGCAAACAUUUCAUAUCUUUUGGUGUGAGGACAAAGGCUAGCAGUGCUCUCUGAAAUCACCAAAAACUUUAGGUUUUUGUGUGAAAAGUUGUAAUGGGUUUCAGAGCAGCUGGUUUAUUAGGGUUUGUGCUCCUCAUUUCAAGAGGAACCUUUUGCUUUGCAGCUCAAAACCGGUUGAUCUCUGGCGCCAAUGAGACCCUCGACUUAACCCCAAGAGAGCAAGCGGCAAGCUCGCAGCAAGCAAAGCAUCUUUAUCCUGUCGGCUUUCGGCUCAAGACCUACCAGCUCAGAAACCCGACCGCACCGCCUGACGAACAAAGCCUGCCCCAGUCUGGUGAGGAGCAGACGCAAACUUCUACAAACCUGCAAGAGGCUGAGGCCAGGCAGCUCCCGGAGCAGAGGAAAACUGUCCAAGCUGGAGAGCUGAUAUCAGUCCAAGCUCCAAGGACCUUCAGUCCCGACUCUGGCAGAAACGCAUCCAAGGUUGUGGCAAAGCCCCAGCAGCCUGUGCCUGCGCCAGCAGAGAGUGUUUCGGUGCGCUGCAGUGAAGAAAAGGUCACUGUGGCGGUCAAAAACAACUUUCUAGGUAACGGUCAGCUGAUCCAUCCAGAUGAUCUGACCUUAGGAGGCUGCAUGGCUGUUGACGCUGUGGACCACAUCCUGCUGUUUGAGACAGAGUUACAGGGCUGCGGCGGCACAGUGACCAUGACAGAAGUGGCUCUUAUCUACACAUAUCCCCUGAUGUACUCUCCAACGCCCAUUGGUAACACUUCCAUUAUAAAGACCAACCCGGCUGAUGUGGCCGUUCAGUGCCACUUUCAAAGGAGGCAAUACGUGAGCAGCAGCGCCAUGAGGCCUUUGUGGAAGAUGUUUUCUGUUGAGAUGCAAGCAGAACAGCAGCUUCACUUCUCGCUGCGUCUCAUGGCAGACGACUGGCAGUCGCAGAGGCCUUCCAACGUCUACACCGUGAGAGACAUGAUGUACGUGGAGGCGGCGGUGCUCCAGGGCUUCCACGUUCCUCUGAGGGUCUUUGUGGACAGCUGCGUGGUCACGGUGGACCCCGACCCAAGCUCGCAGCCCAGAUAUCCCUUCAUCGACAACCACGGGUGUUUGACUGAUGCUAAGCUGACAGGAGCCCAGUCUUACUUCAUGCCGAGGAGCGAAGAGGAUAAACUUCAUUUCCAGCUGAAAGCCUUCAAGUUCAAACAAGAUGACAGCGGCUUGUUCUACGUCACAUGUCGCAUGAAAGCUACCACAGUCGACGUUGCCAUCGACUCGCAGCACAAGGCGUGCUCUUUCCUGCCUGAAGCCGGAAGAUGGGUGGCAUCAGGUGGAGACAACAAGGUGUGUAGCUGCUGUGAGACCAGCUGCGGUGGGCAGAGAUGGAGAAGGGGCCUUGCAGCAGAUGCUGCUCUGGAGUGGAAGGGGGUGGCGGUUCUGGGUCCCAUCCUGCUAAAGGACAGCGAUCCACAAGAGGAGCUUCCUCCUGCACCAGUUCCUCAGCUGCAGACACGAGACGAAGCUCUGACUGCCUCAUAUUCAUCCACAGCCCUGCUGUGUGGAGCAGGUGUUGUUCUGGCCGGGGUGAUAGUCUUCAUGAGCACUUUAGUCUGCAGCGGACACCCUAAACCCACCGGGCAUUUUGUUUCUACCUGACUUAGGCCAAUAAAACAUUUAUAACCC
Molecule: messenger RNA, 1684 nt
Organism: Fundulus heteroclitus (mummichog)
Lineage: Eukaryota; Metazoa; Chordata; Actinopteri; Cyprinodontiformes; Fundulidae
Product: zona pellucida sperm-binding protein 3
Exons: 11
Coding region: 95-1657 (520 amino acids)
Biological process (GO): egg coat formation; binding of sperm to zona pellucida; positive regulation of acrosome reaction
Cellular component (GO): extracellular matrix
Molecular function (GO): acrosin binding
Source: RefSeq, a predicted model, not a curated record